AUGGUUGGGACACUGUUGGUUUAUCUGCUGAUCCUGAGGCCUUUGCAAGAAACAGGACCCUUGCGGUAUAUUCCAACUUCCAAGUGUUGGAGAGGGCAACAACCUGGUGGCCAAUACUUUGAUCCUCUUGGCCUUGCUGAUGACCCCGUCGCUUUUGCUGAGCUCAAAGUGAAGGAAAUCAAGAACGGAAGGCUAGCCAUGUUCUCCAUGUUCGGGUUCUUUGUUGAGGCUAUUGUCACUGGAAAAGGCCCUCUGGAGAAUCUGUUGGACCACCUUGAUAAACCUGUUGCUAACAAUGCUUGGGUCUAUGCCACCAAGUUCGAGCCAAGAUCAUAA
Messenger RNA from Fraxinus pennsylvanica, 336 nucleotides. Lineage: Eukaryota; Viridiplantae; Streptophyta; Magnoliopsida; Lamiales; Oleaceae. The record is from the annotation of a GenBank genome assembly.